Molecule: messenger RNA, 1318 nt
Organism: Trifolium pratense (red clover)
Lineage: Eukaryota; Viridiplantae; Streptophyta; Magnoliopsida; Fabales; Fabaceae
Product: vacuolar protein sorting-associated protein 32 homolog 2-like
Exons: 7
Coding region: 196-858 (220 amino acids)
Biological process (GO): vesicle budding from membrane; late endosome to vacuole transport via multivesicular body sorting pathway
Cellular component (GO): cytoplasmic side of plasma membrane; ESCRT III complex; multivesicular body
Source: RefSeq, a predicted model, not a curated record
UGCAGGUUCUUUCCUUCGAUUCGAUCUAUCUAUGACCAAAACAAAACCCAAUAACAACAACAACAACAUCAUCUUCUUCUUCAUCGCUUUUUCUACUAUCUACCCAGAUCCCAAGUUUGAAUCUUUCAUCCCUCUUACGAUUCAAUUUUCAUAAAUUGUUUCAAUCAAUCAAUCAAUCACAAAUACUUAAUAAUUAUGUUUAGCAGAGUUUUUGGUAAACCUAAACAGGAAACUAGCAGUAAUGCUGUUGCCACUUUAGACAAGUUAAACGAGACACUAGAAAUGUUAGAGAAAAAGGAAAAAGUACUCCUUAAAAAGGCCGGAGCAGAAGUUGAAAAAGCCAAAGAAUUCACCAAAGGAAAGAACAAAAAAGCGGCAAUUCAAUGUUUGAAGAGGAAGAGGUUAUAUGAACAACAAAUUGAGCAGCUUGGAAAUUUCCAGUUGCGUAUUCAUGACCAGAUGAUAAUGUUAGAAGGUGCUAAAGCCACCACAGAAACAGUAGAUGCGUUAAGAACAGGAGCAGCUACUAUGAAAGCUAUGCAGAAAGCAACGAAUAUUGAUGAUGUUGACAAGACCAUGGACGAGAUAAAUGAACAGACUGAGAACAUGAAGAUGAUUCAAGAAGCACUGUCAGCUCCAAUUGGUGCAGCUGCUGAUUUUGACGAGGAUGAACUGGAAGCAGAACUUGAAGAAUUGGAGAGUGCUGAGUUGGAAGAACAGCUUCUUCAGCCAGCAACUACAGCUCCUGCUGCCGCAGUGCACGCCCCACCUGGUCGCCAACCUACACGCCCUGUUCCUGCAAAGCCGACUCCUGAGGAAGAUGAAUUGGCAGCUUUGCAGGCUGAGAUGGCACUUUGAGCGGGUGUGCAUAUCGAAUUCAAAUGGUGAUUUAUUUGGCUAUCUGAUACUUUGUGUGGAUAUCUCAUGCACUGCACCUUUAAAAGUUAUCUUUCGAUACCAAGUAUGUAAAAUGAAAAGUAUAUUCUCUAUACUCGUAGCAAUGCCAAAUAUAUAUCGACUAUAGAUUCAUAAAAAAAUAUAAGCGUCACUUCAUAUUGCACUAAUGCAAUCAGAAAACUUCAUUUUACAUGUUUUGAUGCUAAGUAGGAGAGAAAGACAUGUGAUGUGAGUGAAAUAUAGAAUUUGGUACAAUGAUGAUUGAUAACUAUUAGACAGAAAUAGCUUGUUACAAAAAAAAUCACCAUUGCUGCCUUACCAGUGGUUUGAACCAGCAAUAACUUGAAAGUUUUUUACCUGAAGCCACUAGGUUCUAAUGUGCUAAUGACAGUUUAACAGUAAUUGAUGUGAAUUUGUUCUU